AUGGCUCUCAGUGAAAUCUGUCGAAGUGCACGUUCAGCUUUAGGUCUCAUUCAACUACGUCGAUCUUUGGUGGUCGCAAACCAGACAAGUAAGUGCAAUUGUGUCUUUUUUAUUACCGCUAUCUCGUGUUGAAACUAUACAGCGUAGUUUUAGUUAUCAGGCUGCAUAUCGAGACAGAAUCAUGAACCCACAGUUUCUGUUUUCCAGCUCGGUGUCUGAGUCAAUCAGUACCGCAGCCAGAGCCCACUGAGGUUGAAAAUGAGGCCGUGAACCCGACCUUCGAGAACAGAAACCCACGGAACCUCGAGCAGCUGGCUCUGGCUGUGAAGGACCGAGGCUGGAAGACCACUUGGCCCCACCGGGAGUACUACCACAGGUCAGUGUAAACACAGUGCUGAAAUGUGACAGAAAACUAUGUAAACCAGGUCACUCAUUUCCCAUUCCAAGUCUUUAGUGAUAGUCUGACAAGUUAUACAUUUCAUCUGUGUUUCAUGUCUCAACAGACAAUUUAGUUUACUGUAAAUAGAGACACCAGCAAUGUGAGUCAUCUGAUUAUAAGUCACAACAGAGGGUACUCUUAAAGGGAUAUUCCGGCGUAAAAUUAAUUUAGGGUCAAACACACCUUAACACCGACUUAGACACCCCCUCAAGAGAUGAAUGUUUCUGACUGCUUGCCUCUCUAGUUAUACCAACUUUAGUAACGACCACAGGAUAGUAAUACACAGCGGUCUGAGGAGCCAUGAACAAACAUCAACCAAAAUGCCACUCUAUAGCCACAAAUUAUGUUUAGAACAGCACAUAACUUCAUCAACAGUACAUAUAGGGUCCUAGCCACCAAACAUCUUUUUAACUUUGCCUAAUUUCUUUAGCAAAGAGACUAAACACAACUCACCUACUCUCAUCCAGCAGCCGCUUGUUUGUAGCGAGACCUCAGGCCAGUCCAUUACAGACUUCAGCAGGGUGAUGCAGCUCAAGGAAAAACAUUUAUGAUCAUUACUUUAUCAUUUCCUUGAAGUAAUAAUCACUAUAUUAAUCAUUUUGCACUGCAGACGCGGUAGUUCUUCUGCCUUAGCGUCUCGGUCUGAUUGCAUUUCCAUGAAGAAAUGAUCAUAAAUGUUCUUCCUUGAGCUUCGUCACCCCGCAGCAGUCUGUAAUGGACUGGCCUGAAUUCUUGUUACAAACAAGUGGCUGCUGGAAGAGAGUAGGUGAGUUGUGUUUAGUCUCUUUGCUAAAGAGAUUAGGUAAAGUAAAAGGUGUUUGGUGGCUCGUGCUGUGGCUGGGACCCUAUAUAUACUGUGGAUGAAGUUAUGUGCUGUUCUAAACAUAAUUCGUGGCUAUAGAGUGGCGUUUUGGUUGAGGUUUGUUUAUGGCUCCUCAGACCACUGUGUAUUGCUAUCCUGUGGUCGUUACUAAAGAUGGUACAACUAGAGAAGCAAGCGGUCUGCAACAUUCAUCUCUCGAGGGGGUGUCUAACUCGGUGUUAAGGUGUGUUUGACCCUAAAUUAAUUUUACGCCAGAAUAUCCCUUUAAGUCCACCUGAUUCAGAGACAUUAUUCUAAGGGAGCUUAGGGCACACUAGAAAUUACAAUCAACUAUAAAAAAACAUUUUUUUAAGGUCAUCACUGCUGAUUCUUACAGUGUAUCUCAUUUUCUUAAAUAUCUAUCUAUCUAUCUAUCUAUCUAUCUAUCUAUCUAUCAUAAAUCAAGGCCACAAAAUCUGAUGUAUUAUUAUUAUUAUUAUUAUUAAUAUUAUUAUUCUUGAUAUCCUCCUCCCAGGUUAGUGUUUUCUCGCACCCAGCACCAUGUAACAGCAGAGGUCUUCGCCAGCGGCUCCUCUGACCCGGUUGUUUCCUGUACAACUAAGGAGUGGGCGAUAAAGAGGGAGCUCCCCUCCACGAACUGCGUGGCUGCAUGUCAAGCUGUGGGUGAAGUUCUGGCGCAACGAUGUCAACAGGCUGGCAUCACCAGGAUGGUGUACAGGGCGAUUCCAUGGACAUAUCGCUCUGAUGCUGUGAGUUUAGCUGUGUACAUAUGCAGAUUUAUUUGUCUGCUCUUCCUCUAACUCUGUCGCCUGUAACAUGUCUCUCUCUGAUAACCUUCCACAGGUUCAGUCUUUUAGGACUGCGAUGAAAGAGGGAGGAAUCACCCUCAGUGAACCCAGAAGAAAAUAUAUUGGCACCUGA
Xyrichtys novacula (pearly razorfish) is the source of this 2183-nucleotide messenger RNA. The record is from the annotation of a GenBank genome assembly. NCBI's taxonomy places the organism in Eukaryota, Metazoa, Chordata, Actinopteri, Labriformes, Labridae.